UUAAUUCUAUAACGUUGAAUUUGCCCACAAAACAUAAAUUAUAAGCACAAUUCCACGCCCUUCUCUUUCUCUUCAACUUCAAAAUAAAUAUCAAAAUUUUCAGAUCAUCAACUCCAUGGCUAAAGUGUAUCCUCGUCAAGCUCCAUCUGUUCCUCUCUACAUGACUUCAGGAAGGGAAACAUUUACCAUUUGGAUGAAAUCUCUUGUCUACCAGACAAAUGGUUGCACAGUUUAUAACUCAGGGGGCCAGAUUGUUUUUCGGGUUGAUAACUAUGAAGAAAAGUGUAGCAAUGAAGUCUAUCUCAUGGAUUUAGAAGGCAGGGUUCUCUAUACCAUUAGAAAAAAGGCUUUUGGACGAUGGAAUGGAUAUAGAUGGAGUGGUUGUGAUAUAGAAAAGGAAAAACCAUUGUUUCAAGUUAAAAAAAAACCAUUGUUUCAAGUUAAAAGAUCAUACUUUAUGGGAGACUCAGCUUGUGAAAUUAGUGUAGGUUCUGAUGAUAAGUAUUGGAUAGUGAGAGUUGCAGGAAAAACAGGUUUCAAAAUAGUAGACCACAAUGGAGGGAUUGUAGCAGAGGCAAAGCAAAAGCAGUCAUCUUCAGGGGUUGUGCUUGGAGAUGAUGUAUUGAGUUUGGAUGUGGAACCUGAUAAAGAUCAUUCCCUAAUAAUGGCACUUGUCACAGUCUAUGGAUUAAUCAGAGGGAAGAUGUAAAUAUUUAUUUUUACACAAACCAGAAAAUACUCUUCGAUCUAUUUUCACUUUUUAAGGCUAUUCUGGUCUAACAUAUCACUACUAGUUUUGAUUAAUUUGUAAAAAGUAAAUAUAAUCUGAGAUUACAGAAAGUUAGAAAAAAGGUAUAGAGAGCUUUCUUGUAGUUGAGGAGAAAAACUCCAAAUUGUCAAUUUUGUAAUUGAGUGAAUUGAGAGUUUCUUAACUUGUUUAUAAAACUUCUACAUACAUUGUCAAUUUUGCCUAACAAAAUUGUAAGCUAAUCAAAUUUAUAUAUUGAGU
Molecule: messenger RNA, 1009 nt
Organism: Ziziphus jujuba (common jujube)
Lineage: Eukaryota; Viridiplantae; Streptophyta; Magnoliopsida; Rosales; Rhamnaceae
Product: protein LURP-one-related 4
Exons: 3
Coding region: 116-709 (197 amino acids)
Source: RefSeq, a predicted model, not a curated record